Messenger RNA from Rhopalosiphum maidis (corn leaf aphid), 551 nucleotides. RefSeq lists its product as uncharacterized. Lineage: Eukaryota; Metazoa; Arthropoda; Insecta; Hemiptera; Aphididae. Bases 129 to 551 code for a protein of 140 amino acids. The transcript has 5 exons. The record is from RefSeq and is a predicted model, not a curated record.
CUUCCAUGGCGCAGGGGCCAGUGGUGCAUAUAAAACGCUUCACAUAGUGCCGCUAGUGUCCUAUUCUGUACUUGGCCAUCACUACAUACCGUCCCUUCUGAAUAAAAAAAUUAAGUUACGUUGAUAACAUGACGACGAGUAUAACAAUAAUGGUACUAUGCAUUCUUGGGUCAACAUUGUUGUUAAUAAUGCCGGAUAACACCACAGCAUCAGAUAAGUUCUUUCAGACCGGUGGCCGCUUUGGAAAAAGACACGGUGAUCAUAUACCAGAUAUUCGGUAUACUACCAUGGUAAAAACACGAUCAGUGGACAAUGUACCACCUAGGAUAGAAAGAGGUUUUUACAUAUCAAGGUAUGGUAAACGAAGUACUAACUCAAUUACAGAUCCUUACUAUUUUACACUUUGUUUGCCAUCCUAUGGUAUAUAUUGUGAUUUUACAGGAUUACCUAAUUUACUUCGUUGCAAAAGGAUCCAACCUACAGCAUGCUCGAAUCUGAAUUAUGUCGAUGAUAAAACUCAGAUGAAGCCCGACAACGACAUAAUCAUUUAA